Molecule: messenger RNA, 5416 nt
Organism: Lates calcarifer (barramundi perch)
Lineage: Eukaryota; Metazoa; Chordata; Actinopteri; Centropomidae
Product: ceramide synthase-like
Biological process (GO): lipid homeostasis; ceramide biosynthetic process
Cellular component (GO): endoplasmic reticulum; membrane
Molecular function (GO): sphingosine N-acyltransferase activity
Source: RefSeq, a predicted model, not a curated record
CUGAGUGCACAUUAUGAUGGGAUUCCUACAGAUUCCUACAUCCCAGCAGCUCCCAGUAAAAGUCAUUGCACUUUGCCUCUGCUGUUGCAGUACCUGACUUUACCUGCAGGUGUCACUGUUUCACAUCACAUUAAACAGUUCAUUCAUGGUUCUGACAUCAACUCUGCCUGUUUCAGGAUCAGUAAACUCAGAGUUAACAGAGCCAGUUCAUGUUGUACAGGUCCGGAUCCAGGUCCAGGUCCCUGUAUGAGUCCACAGAUGAGUUUGUCCCUCCUCCUUCUGACAGGUGGCAGCAGGAGGCUCCACCCUCCUGAUCCUCCUCCUCUGAGCUCCUACAAACCUGUCUUCAUUUAACACUGCAGCUCAUCCAGAGAGAGUGUGUGAGAGGAAAUCUACACACACACAUUAACACACACACACACACACACACAUUAAACACACAGACUCACAGGUGAACCCAGCAGACAUGUCGGCCCUCGUCCUCAUCGGCGCCGGCUCCGUCUUCUUCCCUGGACUCUUCCUGUUGUCCAAACUGACUCUGAGACACAUGAUGGGAUGGAGGGAGGGCGACGCUGCUGUCGUAUCCACACGCCUGGUGUCGUCCGUCCAGUCCAUCAUGGCCACAGCAGCCGGUUGUAUCAUCGUCUCCUCCUGCAGAGACGUCAUGGAGGACAGACACUGGCUGACCGACUCCUACAUCCUGUUCGCCACGCCUUACUUUGCCUACGACAUCUACGCCAUGUUCCUGUGUCACUGGCACAAGCUGCAGGUCAAAGGUCACGAGGAGGAGGAGGAGGGGAAGCGUGGGGAUGUCAGGUCGGUGGGAGCUGCUGUGGUGGGUUACCUGCGCAGAGAGAUCCUCAUGGUGCUGCAUCACAUCUUCAUGGUGGCCUUCUGCUUCCCUGCUUCACUGGUGUGGAGGCAGGGUAAAGGUGAUUAUUUCCAGGGCGUUUUGUUUCUGCCGGAGCUCAGCACACCGUUCGUCUGUCUGGGGAAGGUCCUGAUCCAGUAUCAGAAACAACACACGCUGCUACACAAAGUGAACGGCGUCCUCAUGCUGCUCUCCUUCUUCAUCUGUCGGGUCUUACUCUUCCCUUACCUGUACUACGCCUACAGCAGGUACGCCUCCAUCCCGGUGUACUUGGUUCCCCUCGUGGCCCCGUGGCAGUGUAACCUGGGGGCCGCUCUGCUCUGGCCCCUGCAGCUUUACUGGUUCACACUGAUCUGCAGAGGAGCCCUCCGCCAGUUCACAAGGCACUCAAACUCACCAUCAAAGACUUUUAAACCUUACCACGACUGCUGCCCGAGUAACGGCCGAACGCCCCAACACACAGACGAACACUGACACUGACGUUUAAAGACAAACAAAAUGUCUGAUGGGGCGACUGCAGCCAAAACAUGAGCCAAAACUAAAGGGACAAACAACUGACUGAAGCGUUUCUCCUCAAGAGGAGCUCAGUAAGGUGUUGUCCUCUGAAGCUCUGACCUGUGGCAACAAAGUGAUGGACAACGAGCAAGAUUUUUCCCUUUGAGAGCAGGAUCCACAGCACAAAAUAAAAGUAUAUCUGAGGAUGAAACGUGAAAAUAAAUUUCUGGGAUUCAUUUCAGGACUGAACACUGAGGGAGCAACAUGCAACAGACUGAACAACAAUCAGAUGGUUUAACUCAAACUGUUUAUUUCAGACAUGUGUCAACCCCUCCACCAGGUGUCACUAAUGUGUUUUUCUUGUGAUUUCCUUGUGAUUGGAAGGUCUCUGCACCUGGGCCAGAUGUGCUUGUCACAGUUCUUGAGACGGGUUGUGACAGACACAGAUUCCUCUAAACGUCUCAAGACCAGUUCAGUCCAGAGCAUCAGUGUGUUGUUGUUAUUGUCGUAUUCAACUGAGUGUAAUUAACCUUAUUGAAUCUACUUUAAAUAUGUUGUUGCUGGCUACACAGAUAAUUAAAACCUUGCUGGAGCAUGGCAACAGCAGUUGUUGUCUUGUCAGUUUUCAGUUUUUCCCUUUGGCAGCUGACUGGAACCACCUUUGUCGCAAAUAAUGUGCAAAAUUAGAUUAAUUUCGACCAAUCAGAAGCGGUUGAUUGCUGGUUGGCCGGCGUGUGUCAUCAUUGAGCGUGAUAUGUGACAUCACUGACUGUGACCUGCGCAGCGCAGAGCGGCAGAGAAACAGAGUCGGAAGACGAAUGAAAAUAUUGAGCAAAACUAACAUUUGGGUCGUCGUUUUGUCUGUAACAGUGAGAAACAUAUUUCCUGAAAAGGUCACCAAGUUCUGGAGCUGUUUUUGUUGAACAGUGAAUGAGGCUGGAUGCUGAGUACAACACGGCGAAGGUAAGGCUAAUGAGCUCACUGAUUAACGGCGAGCAUUAGCUUUAGCUUUAGCCUUCUCUUUAAAUUAUAACCUUUGGCUGUAUUUCCAUUUUCAGUCAUUUUUAAUCGUGCCUGUUUGUGUUUCUGUGACUAAAGCGUCUCUAACUGAAGAUGUGGAUGGAUGAUAACACUGUGUUAGUCUAUUUACAACUCUUUGUGGGUUUGUUGUGUCUCUGGUCUCUUUGUAGACAUGUUUUGUCUCUUUGUGGCCAGUUUGUGUCUUUGUGGUCUUCUUCCAUCGUUUUGUCGUCGUUUUUUUCGUCUCUUUGUGGUGGUUUAGCUGUGUUUGUUUUGUGUCUUUUUGUGGAUUUUGUCUCUACCUCUGUUUGUUUUACAUGUAUUUAUGGUCAGUUUUUUGUCUCUGUGGUUGUGUGGUCAACCACCUGGUCAUUCCCCCACUGUUUAAGUUUUAGUGGUGAAGGGUUUGUAUUAUUAGAUUUGAUUAGUUCUUUCAUUCGUUUUUCAGUUGUUCUUGUGUUUUCCAAUAUUGAAACACAAGCAUAAGUACUGUGGUCAUUUAUUCAAGUGUCAUGUUUUCAGAGGUGUUAAAUUACACAUUGAAAUUAAUGUCAUAAAUGAGUUUGAUCUGAAUCACUGUAGCUUCAAACAGCAGGUUGCAGAGCUGGUUUAUACUGAACUGAAGGUGGAACAGCUUGAAUGAAGUGUAAGCAUUGAUGCAGUGAUGUGUUCAUUGACUGAAGGACCUGAAAGCUAUAUGUUGUACAGCUAAAGUGAUGUGUUCACUGACUGUUGGACAUGACAAGUUAUUUACCAGUACCCAAACUCUGACACACUGAAGUGUUGAUUUUAGUUUGGUGUUCAACUCUACAGUCAGUGUUUCCAAGGUUCUGUCACUUCCCUCAUGUGUUAAAAUCUGGUUUUCAUUUUAACAUCCUACUACACUAUAAUAUUUUCAUCAAAUUUUUGACACCGUACUAUAACUGUCAUAACUGACAUUUUUGAUGCCGCACUGUAGAGUGACAUUUUUUGGACACAUUUUUGGUGCCUAAAUAAUGACGCUUCUUCAUGCCUUGCUAUAUUAUGAUGUUUUUGAUGUCUUUUGAUGCCAUACUAUUUUUACUCUAAGUCAUCAAAAAUGGUCCAAAAAUGUCAUAGUAAAGUAAGUCAUCAAUAAAUGUCAUAGUCAAGUAAGGCGUCAAAAAACAUCAAAAAAUGUCUUAAAAUAGCAAAACGUCAAAAAAGGUUAAAAAAUGUCAUAGUAUAGUAAGGUGUCAAAAAAUGGUCAAAAAAUGUCAUAAUAUAGUAAGGCGUCAAAAAUCAUUAAAAAAUGUCAUAGUAUAGUAUGGCAUCAAAAAUGAUAAAAAAUGUCUUAAAAUAGUAAGGCGUCAAAAAUGUGAAAAAAAUGCCAUAGUAUAGUAAGGCGUCAAAAAAAAAAACAAAAAAUGUCAUAGUAUAGUAAGGCGUCAAAAAUGUGACAAAAAUGUCAUAAUAUAGCAAGACAUCAAAAAUGGUCAAAAAAUGUCAUAGUAUAGUAAGGUGUCAAAAAUCAUCAAAAAAUGUCAUAGUAUAGUAAGGUGUCAAAAAUGGUCAAAAAAUGUCAUAGUAUAGUAAGAUGUCAAAAAACAUCAAAAAAUGUCAUAGUAUAGUAUGGCAUCAAAAAUGAUAAAAAAUGUCUUAAAAUAGUAAGGCGUCAAAAAUGAUCAAAAAAUGUCAUAGUAUAGUAAGGUGUCAAAAACGGUCAAAAAAUGUCAUAGUAUAGUAAGGUGUCAAAAAUCAUCAAAAAAUGUCAUAGUAUAGUAAGGCGUCAAAAAAUGUCAUAGUAUAGAAUGGCGUCAAAAAUCAUCAAAAAAUGUAAUAGUAUUGUAUGGCCUCAAAAAUUAUCAAAAAAUGUCAUAGUAUAGUAAGGCAUCAAAAAUCAUCAAAAAAUGUCAUAGUAUAGUAUGGCAUCAAAAAUUAUAAAAAAUGUCUUAAAAUAGUAAAGCGUCAAAAAUGUGAAAAAAAUGUCAUAGUAUGGUAAGGCGUCAAAAAUGUGACAAAAAUGUCAUAGUAUAGUAUGGCGUCAAAAAUCAUCAAAAAAUGUCAUAGUAUAAUAAGGCGUCAAAAAAUGUCUUAAAAUAGUAAAGCGUCAAAAAAGGUAAAAAAAAAUGUCAUAGUAUAGUAAGGCGUCAAAAAUGUGAAAAAAAUGUCUUAAUAUAGUAAAGUGUCAAAAAUGUCAUAGUAUAGUAAGAUGUCAAAAAAUGUCAUAUUAUAGUAAGGUGUCAAAAACGGUCAAAAAAUGUCAUAGUAUAGUAAGGUGUCAAAAACAGUCAAAAAAUGUCAUAGUAUAGUAAGGCGACAAAAAUGGGAAAAAAAUGUCAUAGAAUAGUACGGCGUCAAAAAUCAUCAAAAAAUGUCAUAGUAUAGUAUGGCGUCAAAAAUCACCAAAAAAUGUCAUAGUAUAGUAAGGCGUCAAAAAUGUGAAAAAAAUGUCUUAAAAUAAUAAAUUGUCAAAAAACAUCAAAAAAUGUCAUAUUAUAGUAAGGUGUCAAAAACGGUCAAAAAAUGUCAUAGUAUAGUAAGGUGUCAAAAAUGUGACAAAAAUGUCAUAGUAUAGUAAGAUGUCAAAAAACAUCAAAAAAUGUCAUAUUAUAGUAAGGUGUCAAAAAUGGUCAAAAAAUGUCAUAGUAUAGUAUGGCGUCAAAAAUCAUCCAAAAAUGUCAUAGUAUAAUAAGGUGUCAAAAAACAUCAAAAAAUAUCUUAAAAUAGUAAAGCGUCAAAAAAGGUAAAAAAAUGUCACAGUAUUGUAAGGCGUCAAAAAACAUCAAAAAAUGUCAUAGUAUAGUAAGGGUAGGUUUGGACAGUUUCUAUGAUUAACAUGAUUUGUUUCUGCAAGAGGAGAAGACUACAUCACUUGAAGAGGACAACAAAAGUAGUCACAUGGUUACAUGUUCUUAAAGAUGUUUGGAGAUGUAUAAGACAAGCAUAUCCUCCUAUGUGCUCAUCACUGUAUUAAAUGUUGUGUGAGAAAACAAACUGUCUCCAAGUGGUCAAACAUCUGUCAUUAUCUUUGCUGUGGUUUGUUAAAUAGAACAGAAUCAAUAAAUGUUU